AUGCUGCAAAGUGUCACAUAUUGUAUGGCUGAUACAGCUACCGUAACAUCAAUGAUCCAUUUGGAUGAGACACAGAAUACUAUCAGCAAAACGACGGAAUCAAUCAUCGUUGAUGAAAACGAUAGAAAGCAACAAAAAUGGAUUCUUACGAUGUUAUAUUUGUUUCGGAGAAACAAAAUGAACACGAAUAUGACUAAUGAACAGAAACUGGACGUUGCAGAAUUUUCGAUUACCCUUAGUAAUAAUGCUAUCAUUUCGGCGAUCAAAUUUGAAUCAAAAAUUAUGCAUCUUAUCCUGAUGCUGAGAAUUUUCAACACCAAGAUACAUCAUAACAAUGUAUGCAUUGUGAAUAAGCCGAAAAAAGCAACGCAGAAGAUUGCACUUGCAAUUCAGGAUAUUAAAAUGAUGGUUACCGAGAAGGGAAUUCCUGAUAUAAAUGCCAUAUUUCGCGGUUCUCUCACUGCAGUUACUAGUACUUACCAAAGAAUAUAUGAAGCGAACAAUUUGCUAAAUAGUGUUUAUUUGGCUGUAGAAAGUGCGAAAUUAAAUUACAUCAUUGGAAGUUCAUUUAUGAUUGAUGCAGAAGACAAGAAAGAUUAUGAUAAUAAUGAAAGAGAUAAAGAAAAUUUGUCUGCAUCCUCAUCAAAUGAACAUCAACGAACUAAGGAAGUUCAAGAAGCGAUCCAAUUUAACUUUGAUGUCAAAAUAUUGCAUGGAGAAUUGAAUGCUAAAAUUUCAUCAAGUGUCACAGCAAAAUAUAAUUCCAAAAAUACGCAUUGCUUUGGAAUUUUUCCAAAAAAAGGUACAGCAUCGAUUGAAAAUCAUUUCAUUACAUAUACCUCAUUUUAUUCAAAAAAAUUACCCAAAUGGAUGCGGUUAGGAAGUUUUUCCAUCAAAUUACCGUCAUUAUUGAUCGUAUACGAGAAAUAUACGACAAAUGAAAAUGAAAUUAUUCGAAUGGACAAAGAAGAAAUUGUAUGCUUCGAGGAAUCGUAUGCUAAUAUUGUUAUCACUGUUGGGAGUCUGGAUCAAUCAAUAAAUACCGAUGUAUUGAAUAUGUUACUAUAUUCACAUGAAACAGCCGUUGCUGAAGUUGCACAUGUUAUGGGCAUUGUGCGUAAUUCGACAGUAUUCAACCGAAAUUCUUACUACAAUUCACCAUUUCUUUUCCAAUUACAGAUACAGUGCGAAAAUGUUGCACCAUGGUUGAGGCUGACGUUAACCGAUACGACCAAUACCGCAUUUCGUAUUACAACAGAAGUGGUCAACAUGUUCUUCAUGGAUCGGAAUAUCCUGAAUAACAACAUUUUCCAGAGACAAAUACGAGGUAAUAUAUGCUUUUGUUUAAAUUUCAAACUUGGACAAAUGAUCCGAAACGAAACAUUCCAAGACGAUGAACUGCGAGAGCUAGCUGAUUUCACAACUAAUGCGAAGAAUAUUCUACAAGAUUUCAGUCUAUCACGUAGUUUCUGGAUGAAACAAAAAGUGCGUCAUGCAACGCAAGCAGAAAGCGAUUCAUCGCAAAUGACAUCACAUAGUUCACUUUUAGAUGUAGCAGAUGGCUUGGUAAUGAAGAUAACGCUGCUAUUUCGUGAUCGUACAACGGCAUGUAUACCGCUUUAUAGUAACAAUUAUCGACCGUUCACAUCUGCCCUCUUGUUUGGUUUGAAAGAUGCUGAAGCAAUGGUUAAAUUCGUACAAGGAGCCAAAGCUGAAGCUCAAUUUAGCGAUUUUAAAAUUGUUUUUGUGGAAAAUUUCGAAAAUGCCAUGGAAGAAUCGUGGAUUAAUGGCCAAGAAGUUACAUCGACAAAUUUUAUAUUCUUCCCGCUUGGUGUUUGCAAAAUUGUUGUGAAGUCUUCAAAGUCGAAACACUAUAAGCGAGUAGCAUCUGUACAAUGCUCAAUAAAAGGCCUUAUCUUUGAUAUUGAUAGCCGUAUUGGAAAUUUGGUUGGCGCAGUGUGGAAUACGUGUGCAGCAAUCAAUGAAGAUCAAGAUGUGGAUGCGAGUGAAUAUGAGCCGAUGAAAAUUGUCAUAAGCGAAGUGGAAUGGGAUGAUGAUAUUAAUCCGAAAAAUGAAUAUGCAUCGAUUGUCAAACCGGAAAAACGAAUUCGUUGGGUUGAACAAAAGAUUUAUGAGCAAACGCAGAAAUUGGCUGUGAUAAAGUCUCACACAACAGAUGUCGCAUAUCAAUGGGAAUUGCGACGUUUGAAAAAACUUCAGCUAAUUCGAGUGAAGCAAUUCAAAGAAUCGAUGCUUGAUCGCUUAAAACGACAAAAACUACAAGAGAAACAAUUAAAAAAGGCAACAAUUACAGAGGACAAAGCUGGAGAUGAAAAAGAUCUUGAGGGAAAAUCAGACAGCAAAUCAGUUACAGGAGAGCAAUCGGCAAAAUUCCUUCGAGAAACUACAUCGAGUGACGAGUUAAAAGGAAAUAUUGGCGGUACAUCGUUAGGAGAGCAUGAGAUUUUUGACAAAAUGAAUGAUAGUAUGAUGAAAAUUGAUGAAAAAAAGAAUGGUGGAUCAUUCGUAUUUGACAUGCAGUUUUUUGGCGAAGCCGGCGAAUGUAUGUUGCGAAAUAGAAUUUCAACGGAGUUUGCGAGUACGACAAAUGCUGCUUCAGAUGAAAUUAAAAGGCAUGAUGAAACCAGUGCAGGACUCACGAAAAUUUCAUUACCAAGAAGAAAAUCAACCCCGGCAGUAACAUCCAAUGCUACUUCCAUACCAUAUUUGUAUGUAUCAGCAAAUGUGGCUAAUAUGCCUGAGGAAACAGGUCUCACUCCACUUGUUGCUGAUUUUUUCCAGCAACUGCUGGAAAAUUUACCUCAACAUUUUCCUCAGCAGUCAGAAAAUGAGAGUGACACUUUUAGUAUGGCCGAUACAGAAUCGUUGUUAACUUGUAUUCAUUCCAAAUUAAUGAUUAAUAUCUUACUUUCAAUAACCAUCCAGUCUAGUUCACUUCGUUUCGAAGCUCAUCAACAGAGAGCAGGCGCAAUGGAUCUUUUAUUACGGUUACCAUCAUUAAAGCUUGUUGCUUCGGUUCAUAACGACACAAUUAACAACGGUUUCGAUAUUUCAUUAAGCUUACAGUCGUUUUCCGUUUGUUUCUAUAAUCCUCAUCAGCCUUCUCCGCUGGAUGCAUUUGCGCUUACAUUAGAUAUGUUCACCGUUGGUGUUUCACGUACGGGCAUAUUUUUACAUGAUAAUUCUCAUUCAAAGAUUGCUUGUGCAGUCGAUAUUGGCCAAGCAACAUUUACAUAUGAUAUGCGAAAAUUAUCUCAACUGAUAUCCUUCCCAGGUCCAUGGUAUCGUAGAAGGAUCGCGCAACGCUUUCUGCUCAAGCAAGAUCAAUUUUCAAAAGCCCAAAAUAUCGGAGUUGGUCAAUCAUUUACAAAACGAACGAGCAAAAUGAUAGAUAAAUUAACGCUUGAAGCAUCAAUAAGUGUUCAUUGGGAAUCUUUCAAAGCGAAAAUUCAGAUGUCCAGUGCAAUGGGUGACACAAAUUGGACAAUUGAUAAAAUUUCUGCAAAAGUUAUAUUUUGUCUCCAACCAUUCGUCGAGCGACGACUGAAUGCAUGCUUUGCCGUAUCAUUUUUGGAACAAGAAGCAAAAGGUGGCGCUAUCUCCGGAUCAUUACGACUGUCCAAUACUGCAUUAGAUUUCAGCUGGAUAUCCCUUUGCAAUCAGCCUACGUCAUUUUCAUCGAUGGUAAAUUGUAAUGAAUUAGAAAUGCGAGUUAUCUGGAUGGGCCGCGUAGUUACUGUUGUAUUAUUUGACCACCCAUCUCUUCUGUUUAAUGACGACUGGAAAUUAUGCAAUGAUCAACAUGGGAAGGUAAAAGAAGCAAUGGUAAUGCUUAACGCUAUUUUGAAAUAUUCUAAACUACAAGCUGUUAUCACUAAGGCUACAUUGAACAGUAUUGAUAGCAUCAUCCAAAAGCUCAGCAUCUUCUUUAAGGAACAAAUGCAAGAUAGUCGCGCGUUGCGCAGUCUAGCGAAUGGAAAAUUAUCAACGGUUAAAUGUGAGAAAAAGUCAACAGCAAUAUUUCACUGGGCAAUAAUUCUGGAUUUGGUCACUGAUAUGCAGAUGAAAAGUAAGGCAUUUCCGAUGCCUAAUGCUAGCAAUGGAAGGACAGUUAUUAGUGGACGAUUUAUUUCUAUUGGGCAGCAAAUUUCAUUGGUUCUAAUGGAAGGUGAAAUUACAGCGAAUCGCUGGGCACUUUUUUAUCUCAAUCAACCAACAUUAAUUUUCUCAAAUGCUGCACAAUAUAUGUUUCUUGACGAAAAACAAAAUAUUGGCAUUGAUUUAUCCGAAAAAUUACUACUUAAAUUGAGUGGUGCAACGAAAGGAAAUAAAUUUCAUGACAAUUGGACAAGUGCUAUUUGUAAAGUAGAGCGUCGUAAAAAUCAAACAUGUCCAAAAUAUACAACGAUUCAGGAAUGUCUAACAUUAUGCAUCGACGAACCAUUAGCUCAGCUUUUCUCAAUAAACCAAGACUCAAUCAAACCUCAAUCGAUGGUGCUUGAGCUGUUCGAACUACCAGCAAUGGAUUCUAUUUUUACGAGCAAUCAAAAGGCACCAAUUCACUUGGAAAAACUACGAGAUGUUAAAUCCGAAGUCAACUUUCUUUUUUCAUUUCAAAGUAUUCUUAGAAAUUUAGUAGUAAUGGAGAUUAAGAUCCUGUGUAACGUCAUCUGUGAUUUCCAUCAUGCACUUGGUGUCCAAACUGACCUUACAACACAAAUCAAUUUUCUUCCUGAAUUACUUCGAUCCUAUCUUAUGGAACAGGAUAAAGUUGAAAAAGGAGUAGGAAGAUCCAUGGAGAAAGAAACAGGAACAGGCAAAGUUGGAAAAACUGAUCAACGACAGUAUAUUUGCAAUCAGUGGAAAGUAGAUCCAAAAAUACGAUUCAUCGAUAAGGUGAAAUGGGAUCCUCCAGUUAUAGACGAGAUUCUGCGCAAGCUACAAAUAUUCGAUCAUCGGAAUACUAUACCCAAAGUUGUGCAAAGACAUAUACUGGAUCACUGCGAUAUGUUUGUUUCAAAAGCUCUUUCCUCUAUUGUGAAAGUUGCAAAAGAAGUUUCAGUAAAAAGUGACCCAAUGCCUGGUCAUCUUUAA
This is a messenger RNA of Loa loa (African eye worm), 5115 nucleotides long. RefSeq lists its product as hypothetical. Lineage: Eukaryota; Metazoa; Nematoda; Chromadorea; Rhabditida; Onchocercidae. Bases 1 to 5115 code for a protein of 1704 amino acids. The transcript has 32 exons. Gene Ontology annotation, biological process: synaptic vesicle endocytosis. The record is from RefSeq and is a predicted model, not a curated record.